AUGGUCCAUAUCACGUCAGUACUGUGCAGAUUUGUGGACUUGACUCGAAAUGUAGCGGCAGAGAACAUACUAUGGAUCAUCCUCGCGGCUUCUGUUGGAACCAUUUACUUCCUUCGGUUCUCUCCCAAACUUCCUCUCCCGCCCAGUCCUCCUACGAAUGUAUUAUCAGGCAAUGUUCGCCAAUUGCCGCAGACAGAGCCAUGGAAAGCCUUCGGGGAAUGGUCGAAGUUGUAUGGGAGCCCUCUGGUGUCAUUUCGGGUCUAUAAUCGCCGCACUGUUGUGCUCAAUACUUACAAAGCUGCCGCGGAUCUUCUGGAUGUGCGGUCGAGCAUCUACUCUGACAGACCUUUUACAUGGUUCUAUGGCGAACUGGUUGGACGGAAGAUGAACGUUUUCCAGAUGUCCAGCCAGAACCCCCGUUUUAAAGUGUACCGCCGUACACUGAACAGCGGUCUUAAUCCACGGGCCGUCCAAGGAUACAGAGAUUUGCAGGUGCAGGAGGUCCAUGUGCUUCUUCGAGGUUUAGCUACGUCACCUGAAGACUUCCUGGCUCAUCUCCGCAGAAAUGCUGGAGCAGUAGUUCUGAAGCUGGCAUACGGCUGGAACGUCGAGGGGAAUGACGAUUAUUUUGUCUCUCUCAUGGAGGAGGCCUUUCAAAUAUCAGCUCAAAUUGUGAAGCCCGGCGGAUGGCUUGUUGACGCCAUACCCAUAUUGCGAUUCGUUCCAUCUUGGUUCCCAGGAGCACGUUUCAAGCGUCAGGCCGCGGAGGCUCGGGAACACUUCAGCAAAAUCGACACCGUGCCUCACAUGUGGGCCAAGAACCAAAUUGAAUCGGGCCACUACACAGAAUCGUUCACUUCACAGCAUCUCAAAAGGGAGGACGGCCGUCCGCUCACUUCCGACGAAGACGACAUUGUCAAGUGGUGCACUGCAGCCUUAUACGCGGGAGGGGCGGACACAACGGUCGCUGCGAUGACAACUUUCAUACUCCGCAUGGCCCUUCAUCCCCACGUGCAGCAAAGAGCGCAAAAGGAAGUUGACGACAUCAUUGGCAAAGAUCGGCUUCCCGAGCCUGCGGACGAGAAGAGGCUUCCGUAUGUUACAGCACUCAUUAAAGAAAUACUCCGUAUUUCCCCUGUCGCACCCCUUGGGCUUACGCAUCGUGUGACCCAAGAUGACGAGUACCUCGGAUAUUGUAUACCCAAGGGAGCCUCUAUCGUCCCGAACAUAUGGGCAAUCAUGCACAAUCCUGAGCUAUAUCCGGAUCCAAUGGUGUUUAGCCCCGACCGCUUCAUGGAACCGCUAAAUCAAAUGGAUCCUCGCAAGGUUGCCUUUGGUUUCGGGAGAAGAGUCUGUCCCGGCGCCUACUUCGCGGAGACCGCUAUGUUCCUCAACAUUUGUAGCAUUCUGUCAGUAUUCACGAUACUUAAGCCAUUAAAUGAGAACGGGAAAGAAGUAGACCCACUGGUUGAGUACACCACCGGGAUCACUAGCCAUGCAAAACCUUUCCAUUGCCGGAUCGUUCCUCGCGCCGCCUCGCCAUUAUUGUCGCAUGUGAUAAACUCGUGA
Messenger RNA from Gloeophyllum trabeum ATCC 11539, 1569 nucleotides. Its product is annotated as cytochrome P450. Gene Ontology annotation, molecular function: heme binding; monooxygenase activity; oxidoreductase activity, acting on paired donors, with incorporation or reduction of molecular oxygen. The coding region runs from base 1 to 1569 and encodes 522 amino acids. The transcript is spliced from 10 exons. The record is from RefSeq and is a predicted model, not a curated record. Lineage: Eukaryota; Fungi; Basidiomycota; Agaricomycetes; Gloeophyllales; Gloeophyllaceae.